AUGGGGGCGGCACCAUCCGUUCAAGUCUCACUUUCUCAGCCUCUGCCCCCUGAUGCACAAAUAAUGAAAGAACUCCCUCAGUCAAAUAAAGGCGAGGAACUCGACAGUGCUCAAUACGAGAUAGUACCAGAUCUUGAUACUAAUGCGCCACCACCACCACCACCUGAUGAUGAAGAAGCUAAAAAAGUUCUUCCUCCACCAUCAGUAUCACCGAAAAAAGCAGCUGCACCACCAGUGCCGGCGAAAACGGCUGCACCACCAGUGCCAGCGAAAACGGCUGCACCACCACUGCCUGCAAAAACAGCUGCACCACCAGUGCCGGCUAAAACGGCUCCACCACCAGUGCCGGCUAAAACGGCUCCACCACCACUUUCCUCUCCUGUUCCUCCACCAGCGUCGCCUCUACGAAAGGUCUCAACGCCAGCAGCACCGCUAACACGCCAAAUAGCACAUGCGAGACGGAAGAAAUCAAAAGAAAAAAAGUCUGACGUCGAACCAACUUCGCAUGUGAAAACAGCGUUGAUUGUGCGGCCACCAAAAGACACGAAAACAUUGGCAGAUCCAUGGGCUAAGAAUUACGACACGUUGUUACCGUUACCUCCAUCGAGUGCGGUGUUCUCGAAACAUGUGAAAGUGAGCAAGCCAUCGGAGCCUUUGAUUUCGAAGUAA
Necator americanus (New World hookworm) is the source of this 669-nucleotide messenger RNA. RefSeq lists its product as uncharacterized. The record is from RefSeq and is a predicted model, not a curated record. The coding region runs from base 1 to 669 and encodes 222 amino acids. Lineage: Eukaryota; Metazoa; Nematoda; Chromadorea; Rhabditida; Ancylostomatidae. The transcript has 4 exons.